Cryptomeria japonica (Japanese cedar) is the source of this 640-nucleotide messenger RNA. RefSeq names its product immune-associated nucleotide-binding protein 9. Bases 19 to 516 code for a protein of 165 amino acids. Gene Ontology annotation, molecular function: GTP binding. The transcript has 3 exons. Lineage: Eukaryota; Viridiplantae; Streptophyta; Pinopsida; Cupressales; Cupressaceae. The record is from RefSeq and is a predicted model, not a curated record.
GUUCUACGACGCUGUGGUAUGAGAAAGGUCCUAUUCGAUAAUAAGACUACAUCAGAAACAAAGAAGGAAAUACAAAAAACUGAAUUAAUGAGGCAAAUGGAUAGUAUAAUUGCUAAAAAUGGAGGAAGGCCUUAUUCCAACGAGCAGCUACGUCAAGCUCAGGAAAAUCUAGAGAAAAUGCUUUGUCGACAGACGUGCCAUGCUGGGUCAGGAAGGACUCUUCAUGAAGAUGAACUGGAAAGGAUUAAUUCAGAGCACAUAAAACAAUUAAAUGCUACGGUUGACGAGAAGAUGCAAUCUAUAAUAAAAUCAUAUGGCGACAAGUUGGCUUAUGAGAAGGCUGCACGGAAAGAAGCUGUGAAAAUAGCAGAAGACGCACUAAAAUUAUCAAAGCAGAUAGAAAAAUGUCCAAAGAUGUGUGAAAAUUGUCCAAAGAUGUGUGAGGAUUGUCCUCUACAGGGGUUUUGCUAUAAUGCAUGGAAAACUCUCUCUGACGCGGGUUGUCAAAUUCUGUGAGUGAAACUAAAGACAAUAUAGCUUGUGUCAAAAAUAAACAUUAUCCUAAAUAUACCAUGUGUGAAACUAAAGAUAAUAAUGUUUACUUAUAAACAUUAUAUUUAAAAAUAUCCAGUAAUAGUUA